Molecule: messenger RNA, 513 nt
Organism: Clonostachys rhizophaga
Lineage: Eukaryota; Fungi; Ascomycota; Sordariomycetes; Hypocreales; Bionectriaceae
Source: the annotation of a GenBank genome assembly
AUGCGACCCCGCGCCCUAACCGAUACAUCUCGAUUGAACAGGCAAGAGUUUUUCGUGCGAUUCAAAGGCCCGGCAGAGACGCCCUUUGAAGGUGGCCUCUGGAAGGUGCACGUCGAGCUGCCGGACACGUACCCGUACAAAUCCCCGAGCAUUGGAUUUGUCAAUCGGAUUUUCCACCCGAAUAUAGACGAGCUGUCCGGAUCGGUGUGCUUGGACGUCAUCAACCAGACGUGGUCCCCCAUGUUCGACAUGAUCAAUAUCUUCGAGGUCUUCCUACCGCAACUCCUACGAUACCCCAACCCUACCGACCCUCUCAACGGAGAGGCGGCUGCGCUGCUUAUCAGAGAGCCCAAGAACUACGAAAUCAAGGUCAAAGAAUAUGUCCAGAAGUAUGCGAAUAAAGAUGCGGCCGACGACGCCGGAGCCGAGAGCGAAGACGACGACGACCUGUCCUCCGUAGCGAGCUUCGACGACGAAGACGAGGAGCCCGCCGGCCAAAUGGACGACGUAUAA